Molecule: messenger RNA, 966 nt
Organism: Radiomyces spectabilis
Lineage: Eukaryota; Fungi; Mucoromycota; Mucoromycetes; Mucorales; Radiomycetaceae
Product: SH3 domain-containing protein
Exons: 4
Coding region: 1-966 (321 amino acids)
Biological process (GO): protein transport to vacuole involved in ubiquitin-dependent protein catabolic process via the multivesicular body sorting pathway
Cellular component (GO): ESCRT-0 complex
Molecular function (GO): protein binding
Source: RefSeq, a predicted model, not a curated record
AUGAGCGAUCCACAAGCGCUUGCUUUAGCCAACCACAUGUUGGCAAGUAUUCAAAAAGAUCUUGCCACACUAAAGGAGAAUCAAUUUUUGAAUGCUCAGACGUACAACGAAAUAUGCGGUUUAUUGCCAAGCCAAUUCACCGACAGUCAGCAGCAUAUAAGGCCACCACUUCCGUCUCGCAAGUCGGGGGCAUCGCCAUCACCACAGCCUCGUGAGUUGCCUUCAUUUCCCAAACUCCCAGCUCGACGUCAGACCCAACAGACACCGUCAUGGCAACCAUCACAGCCAGCCCCAUCCCCAUCCUCUUAUUCCUCGCAUCCACCACCUGCAUUAUCUCCUCCAUCCCAGCAACCUACACCCACACUUCGUACUGCUACUCCUUCAUUUCCUAAAGCUCAGCCAGCGUCCGAGGCCUCACCUCCCCCAUCGUAUGCUGCCGUUGAACCUGCUUCCAUAGCGACAGCCGAAGCUUUAUAUGACUAUGUAGGCGACGAGCCUAGUACGGAUUUGUCAUUCCGCAAAGGUGACAUUAUCCAAGUCACUGAAUAUGUCAACGAAGAUUGGUGGCGAGGAUCCUUAAACGGUAAAUCGGGUAUCUUUCCGCAGAACCACGUCAAAAAGAUCCCGACGUCGUCUUUGGCAGCCAAGCCUCGAGUUCCUCCCGUGCCUUCACCGACCGGCAGUUCCAGUGUGAAAUCUGCCAUGCCUUCCAAUUUACCGCCUUACAGCUACCCUGCUCCACCCACCGCCAUGUAUCAUCAACCACCACCUCCGGGUCAGCCUCCGGUCGCACAGUAUGCACCUCCACCUGUGGUGGCAGCUCAAGAAAUAUCAGGUGCACCUAAUCCCGACGGCGAAAACAAAGUGCACAAUAUGGCUAAGAAAUUCGGAGGUCAUGUUGCUACAGCCGCUACUUGGGGUUUUGGCGCAACAAUUGGAAGUCAAGCCGCCAAUGCCAUUUUUUAA